Messenger RNA from Fusarium redolens, 1255 nucleotides. RefSeq lists its product as uncharacterized. The coding region runs from base 192 to 1196 and encodes 334 amino acids. The transcript is spliced from 5 exons. Lineage: Eukaryota; Fungi; Ascomycota; Sordariomycetes; Hypocreales; Nectriaceae. The record is from RefSeq and is a predicted model, not a curated record.
AAGGGGUGAGCGCUGGGGGGCUCGGACCUCUCAUACUGUACAUAUCAUACUUCAAUUGCUCACCCUCCCUGGUGCGCACUCUGCCGUUCCUCUUCUCCAUCUUCUUUGUCUUCAACUUCUUUCCCAUGCAAUAAAAAAAAGUCCCUCGAUCCCGGGAGGUAGCGAGACCGUCCCGACAAUCGCUCUCUCUGAUGCCAUCACCGACAGGUCUCGGCGCAACGAUAAUCGCAGUCUGUGUGUCACUGACCGUUUUAUCGGGUUUGUUUUUGGGUCUCAGAUUGUAUUGCAAGGUUAUUCGGCGUCGGGGCUUCUGGUGGGAUGAUUAUAUCUUAAUUGCGGCAUGGAUCUGCCUCGCCAUCGGCACUGGCCUCGUCAUCUUCAACGUCACCCUUGGUUUCGGCAAGGACAUGUCAGAGGUUGAUCCAGCGGUUGUACCCAAAAUCGCCCUUACCGGAACUAUUUUCGGACUCUUCGCAGUUCUAUCCGCAGCAUGGAGUAAGACGUCAUUUGCUCUGACAUUGAUUCGAUUAGUGGAUGGCUGGACGAGCUGGUUUCUAUGGUUCCUCAUCGUCGCGAUAAACAUCACCAUGAACUUGGUCAUUGUGUUCUCUUUUGCGAAAUGUACGCCUGCGAAGAAGGUCUGGCAUUCGGAUCUUCCGGGAACCUGUUGGAAUCCUAUGGUUGCGACAUACUAUAAUAUCUUUGCCGGAGCAUUCUCGGGGUUAGUCGACCUUGUGCUCUGUGUACUUGCUUGGACGAUUAUCUGGAAACUCUCGAUGCGGACACGGGAGAAAAUCGGAGUUGGAAUUGCUUUGACUUUUGGUAUCUUUGCCGCCGCCACUGCAGCAGCUAAAUGCUAUAAAAUGCUAGGCCUCAGCAGCAAGAAUCGUACUCUGGAUCGAGUUGGAAUCAUAAUAUGGGGUACAACUGAGUGUGCCGUCACCAUCAUGGCAGCAUCCAUUCCUGUCAUGCGCAUACUGGUAUUGCGAGUCUACCGCCGCACUCCCGAUCAAAUCUUAAAUCAACCACUACGCACUCUUCGUAUAAUCAGCACUCAGGACAAGAGAGCUUCAACAAACAACACAAUGCCAAGCUAUAACACGGAAGAAGGUUUUAGAGACCUUAGCUUACCUUCGCGGACAAUGUCAGGGAGGCAGAAUGAUAUAGGUCUGUAUGAGAUUAAUAGAAAGGGUUAAUACUGCUUAUUAUAGAGAUAAUUAUUGAACUAAAAGGACACCGUGAAACUGCACUCAAA